AUAGUUAAAGAAGCCGGAGGAUAAGAACGAUCGAGAGCCUCAACGGAUACGGUUCCUUUCUCCUCCUCGAAACUCGGAAGGCAACGGAAUGGCGGAAACCACCGCAGCAGCAAUGGCGGCGCGAAUCUGCAAUCAGAUCAACAGUGUGUUUGUUGCGUCCAGCCAGGCGGCGUUGGACGUGCUGGUGGAGGAGAUAGCAGCGGUAGCGGCCAGGGACGCCUGCAUCAUCGUGCAUGGCGUCGGCCGCGAAGGCCUCAUAAUGAAGGCCCUCUGCAUGCGCCUUGCCCACCUGGGCCUGCGGACUCACUGCGUCGGCGACAUGUCUGCGCCGCCCGUCUCCCCGAAGGACCUCCUCAUAGCCAGCGCCGGGCCGGGCGGGUUCCCCACCGUCGACGCCAUCUGCCAGACUGCCAAGCGAGUCGGUGCCACCGUCGUAGUGGUCACCGCCCAGCGUGGGGGCUCCGCCAGUCGCCUGGCGGAUAGGGUGGCGUUCUUGCCUGCUCAGACUAUGGCCGAUGACCAGAAGGACUGCGGCGGUGGCGGUGGCGGGCUGCUUCCUAUGGGUAGUCUGUACGAGGGGGCCAUGUUUGUCCUGUUUGAGAUGGUGAUUUUCCGACUGGCUUCUGCGCUUGGACAGAGUCCUGAAGUUAUCAGGUCACGUCAUACCAAUCUAGAAUAGGAGCCCCUAGAUGUAGGUCUUCUUUCCAUUUUGCUGCUUCUUGCUUCCUGGAUGGAUGAAGUCCGUCUCCCUUUCCCUGUGAUUCUAGGAUUUUCCUAGCUUGGUGAUGGAAAAGUAAUAGCUGAAAGGCUUUUCCGGAAAUUGGUAGCUAGGCGUUCGGUACAAUAUCUUGGUUUCAUAAUCUUGAUGAUAGUGGAAACUGAUCAGAUGAAAGGACCGUCAAAACUUGUGCAUUUGGUAAUGGACUUUGGAGAUUUACUAUUUA
Nymphaea colorata (pocket water lily) is the source of this 944-nucleotide messenger RNA. RefSeq lists its product as uncharacterized. The record is from RefSeq and is a predicted model, not a curated record. The coding region runs from base 89 to 679 and encodes 196 amino acids. Gene Ontology annotation, molecular function: carbohydrate derivative binding; isomerase activity. The transcript has a single exon. NCBI's taxonomy places the organism in Eukaryota, Viridiplantae, Streptophyta, Magnoliopsida, Nymphaeales, Nymphaeaceae. Gene Ontology annotation, biological process: carbohydrate derivative metabolic process.